UCUGGAACAAAAGCUCCCUUGCCGUAUCACAGCACGGCCUUUGCUCAGGGCGGGAGGAGAGGAGGCAGGGACGCUGCUUGAGAGCUGCAGCCACGCUUGCUGUGAAACCCUUCCAACCGAGUUGGAAGUCGCGGUGACUGGUUGGUCUGCCAAGGCCAUAACUCGAGCGAACAAAAUGUGUUCCUUUUCACUGGAACGUUCCCCUCUCGGUGUGGGCAGAUGGAGACCGAGUUCCAGGGUGUGCUCGUGGCAGCGGCAUGCUGAAGUGAAGCACUGACCUGUCCUGCCGCCUGUUGGCCAAGUGCUGAGACCCCAGCCCUGUUGGGACACCAGUUUCAGCAAAACAGGCUAAGGUCACCUUGGCGCAUCUCUCUUCUGCAGGGCAGAGCUGAGACUCCAAGGCCGUGUUCGCAAUUCUCUCUCCUAGCCCAGAUGAGCUGGCUGUGGCUUGGUUUGAGUCAGCUCAGGUUAGUUUAUGUUGUGGCUGCCCGCCCUGCGGGAAACCAACCCAGAGGCUGCAGGUUGUUAGUUUGAGCUCCCUUUCCUUGCAUCACUUCCUGAGCACAGAGGACUUUGGAACAACUAACUCCUUGCGGUAAAAUGUUAACCAGGGUCAGAAAGUCCGAGGGCUGUUGCCAAAGAGGGCGUGUGGGCUGUGCUUGCAGCAAGAUUUCAGGCACCAAAGGCAAAUAGCAAGACACACCAGGGUUCCUGUUUUCACUCGUACCAGGUAAGCCAGACUCUGCAGCGGGCGAACGCGUGGGGAUCUCGGCGUCUCCUUCUCAGCGUUCGCAACGGCCGUGUCCAGGACGGCCUGUGCCACGCGUAGCUUCUCUGGCUCUCGGACCGAAGCCGCCCGGGUCAUUUGCUUUUCUGCAGCCUGGGUAAAAUGGCUUCCUUCUGGCUCUUCUUGUCCGUGGUUCUCUCAGGCCUUCUCAUGACUGGUGGUUUCCAAACUGGCACCAACACAAAGAACGUGGAGUCAAAUACUUCCCCUGCCAACACAAAGGAUCGGGAGUGGAAAGCGGCAGGCGAUGGAGGGAAUGGAUCCUCUCAGUUGCUCCAUCAAGGAAAACAGGGUACAGUGGAAGAACAUGCUACAAAGUCAGCUUCACACCCCUCUGGGGUGAGCCUCCAAGAAGACCUCACCUCCUCUCCUGUGAAGAUUAUGACCAAGGUUGUAUCCAAACGUUCUCCAGAAAACGUGCUGCCUGAAUUAAAAAAUGAGACUGGGUCAAAACAGCUACCCCCGGGCAUGAGUGUAACGUGGCCGUGGCUGAUUGAUGCAGCCUCCACAUCCCCUCAGGUGCCUGUUUCCACAGUGACUUUGAAGCAAGAGUUUGACACUACUAGACCUGUCUCCAGAGCAAAAGAAAGCCUCCUCAAAACAGUCACACCUAGUUGGGCGUUGUUGGAUCAUAUAUCUACGACAUCCUCUCAACUUUUGGUUGAUGAUUCAGAUUUUUCUACAGCCUCUCAGAAACACAUCUCAGACUCACCGAAGCCAGGCUUAAAUUCAAAAAUAAAACUCCUUCUCAUAACAGCUACAUCUGGUUCCACCAAAACACCACAACAUCUGGAGGAAAUAUUGACUACAUCUUCUGAGACUUUGAUGGAUGAUGUGGAGUUUUCCACGGCCACCCAGAAGCACAGCUUGGACUCAGCUAGGCCAGGCCUAAAUCCAAAGGUAAACCUUGCAACUGCUACCUCUGUUCCCACCAAAAUACAGAAAAUACAGAAAUGGCUGGACGCAACUGCGUAUACAUCCUUUCAGACUUUGCAGGAUGACUUGGAUUUUUCUACAGAGUCCUCAAGGCAAAGCUUGGGCGUUACCACAUCAGGUUCCUCAGCCAUCACCCAAGGGAAGUCUCCCCUUGCCAAUGACACCAACCCUUUGAUUGGAAAGUGUUUGCUGGCCAUCCUUCUCCUGGCCCUGGUGGCCGCCAUCUUCAUUGUGUCCUCUGGUGUCUUGGCCACCAUGCUGUGGCGUCAGAAGAAAGCUUAUAGACUGGGCCAGGCCAACCACACAGAGAUGGUGUGCAUCUCGUCCUUGCUGUCUGCCGAAAAAGAGGAGGAGGAGGAGGAGAGCAGGAGGCAGCCCAAAGUGAAGCGGGUAAAACUUCUUGGGGAGACGGGGUCAGAGGCAGAGGUGGACAACUUAACUCUGAACAGCUUCCUACCAGAGCAUUAAUAGUGUGCUUUCUUGGUGCUUCAGACAUCUCUGGCUCACUUUCUAGAGCCUCCUGAUCUUCUCCAGGACCACAAUUAUCAUUAGGACCUUCUAUAUCCAGGACUAUAUUUGCAGUACAUCCAUGUCUUCCCAUCUGGGGUUGACAUAUUGCUCUGACCCCUAAAGUAAUGUGUUUGGCUUUGGCUUUGCCUGCUAUAAGAACCCAACGUUUAAUUUUGGAAACUGUAGUUUCUUUGUGAAAUGGACCAUUGUGGCUUGUUAAAAACAAAACUUAGCACAAUGUUUUUCUGAAGCUCUGCAGAUCAAAUUAUGUAUCCAGGAAGGGGACAUUCAGAAAGGUGUAAAUGAUUUGUUGGUUAGAUUUUACUCUGUUUCCUCUCAGAAGCUUAAGGCUCUCUGCUUAUGUGAACCAAUGAAAACCUACCUCUUGGGCCAGGAACACGUUUCCUCCUGUUUGCAGUCUUGGGUCCCAUCUGUCCCUUUGGAGAACAGCCGCAAAAGACCCCCAGGUCCUCUCUGUUCCCCAGGCCCUGAAAAUCUUACUCAGCUACUCCUCUGCCACGGGAAGAUCUCAGCAAGCCUCUCAUGUGUCGUUUCACUUCCUUUUUUGAAACCAUCAUGCCUAGAAACACUUUUAAAGUAAUAACAGAAGUGUCAAAUCUCAAUAUUAGAAGAGACCUAAACAUUUCCUUUUUUUGUAUUUCACGAGAAGUAAGAUUUCCAGGAUGUUUUUUUUUUUUUUGAGACGGGAUUAUGUUUGAUGUUGACUUGACUGGGGGGAAGUUUUGAGUAAUGCACAUUUAAGAUAAUUAAACAUUU
Molecule: messenger RNA, 3010 nt
Organism: Python bivittatus (Burmese python)
Lineage: Eukaryota; Metazoa; Chordata; Lepidosauria; Squamata; Pythonidae
Gene: SELPLG
Product: selectin P ligand
Biological process (GO): leukocyte tethering or rolling
Cellular component (GO): plasma membrane
Source: RefSeq, a predicted model, not a curated record